AUGUAUUUUCAGCAUCAGCUUAUGUAUGCUGACAGUAAAUUGAUAAAUAAAGAAUGGCAGCUUGGUGCAGUUGGUUGUAAAUUAUCGACAUGGAUCAAUUCGACAACUUCAUGUGCAUCGAUAUUCACUUUAGUGGCCGUUACAGCUGACAGAUAUUUAGCGAUAUGUCAUACAAUGAAAUAUGCUAUAUGGGAUGCGAAAUGGACUCUUUUUCUGAUUGUCGGAAUAUGGAUAACAAGCGGUGUUUUAGCCGCACCAACAUUCGCUGUAUACGAUGAGGUUCUUUUCGCACUGGAUCCACCGAAUAAAACAAUGGUCGCUCGUUUAUGUGUUUCAACACAGGAUGAAACGAUCAAUUUUAUUGUUAUCAAUUUAUUUCUCGCUUUUGUUGUUCCAUUUGCUCUUAUAUCGGUUUUUUAUACUCGUAUUUUUAUAACUGUAUCGAAUCAUCAAAGUUUGGCUGUCGACGCAUCCAUUCGUGAUGAACGUGUUAAACUUCGAGUAGCACAAAUGAUGCUCACCGUUAUUAUUGUAUUUGCUCUCUGCUGGAUUCCCCUUUAUGGAAUUUAUUGCUAUUUUUUCUUUUCAAUCGAUCAUACUACACCAGCUUUCCAAUUCGCUUCACAAGUAUUACGACCAAUAUUUCAGUGGCUUUCUUUGCUUUCUUCAUCGUUAAAUCCUCUUAUUUAUAUUGCAUAUAGUCGCAAAUAUCGUCGAGCUUUUCAAGAUCUUUUGUUAUUGCCAUGCAAAACUCGUUAUGAACAUAUUCGAAGCUUUACGCGAUCUAAACUUCGGUUGUCAUCGCUUAAUCGGUCCAGUGAUAAAACAGUUGAUCACCAACAAGCUGAUAUUCAACCAAUGUGUUUCUGUGAUUUACAGCUAAAAUCUGAUCCAAAAAAUGACGCUGGAACUAAUUUCUGGAACUUACAUCAUAAACUUACUUCUAUUUGA
Dracunculus medinensis (Guinea worm) is the source of this 951-nucleotide messenger RNA. NCBI's taxonomy places the organism in Eukaryota, Metazoa, Nematoda, Chromadorea, Rhabditida, Dracunculidae. The record is from the annotation of a GenBank genome assembly.